GUUUCCAUGGAAGCCCACCAUGUUAGGACCAUAGACUGUAUAGGACCAGCAGACAGUGCAAUGAUAGCUAGCAAAAUCCCGCAAAAUCCCAAGGCUACAUAAAUUACAUUUAUUAAAUUGUGUACAUUGCUAGCUAGAUACUUCGCCCAUCAGAGCUACACACACGCCAAGUGUAUUCAUGUUAAUUUCAACGUUAUCUCCUGAAAGGGCGACUAGAAUGAACCGUUUUAAUUCCACCGUUCCGGAUGACGAGUACCUUGCGGACAGUAAUGUGUUGUUCUACCUGAGUGAUUCAGUGACCCAGCUGCUGGAACAUAAAGAGGAGUACACCCAGUUCGGGGUGAUCCGUUACUUUGCAGAAUAUUUCAGCAGUGUAAAGAACAGUAACCACGUGCUCUUCCGAGAGUAUAACUACAUCAGGGCCACUCCUCAUAACAGAGCCUCCUUCAUCAGAGUCUUCUGGAGAUGUUACAGACAGAUUGGCAAGAAUGGAGACUUACUGUCCAUACUGGAGUACAGGUCGCUGCUGCAGUUAUUGUGUCCAGACUUCCCUUUGGAGAUAUUGCAGAGUGUAGCCAGAAUUGUUCUAAUGGACGACGCCAUCGACUGUCUGAUGUCUUUCUCUGAUUUCCUUUAUACCUUCCAGCUACAAUUCUACUACCAAGAGUUCCUGGACAGCGUGCUGGUGAUCUACCAGGAUCUGUUAGCAGGGAAGAGUCCUAACACUGUCAUCGUCCCCACGUCCACCUCCAUCGAGCAGCUCCCCUCUGCCGCUGCCGAGGAGAACGACAAGGAGGAGCAGCAGCAGGACGGAGUGGAACCGUCCACUCUGGCUCAGUGUAUAGAUGCCUUCUGUGACAGGUUCAAGCACAGUUAUCCUCCCAGGUCCUGUAUGAGGGAAGUACUGGAACAGUUUAACAAAGUGUCUUACUACAGCUUCCUAAUGGGCCUGGCUAAACAUGAGACCAUCAACCAAACUAUAGGAGCAUUACCCAGCAAGGCAGAGUUGCUCAUUGACCCGGAGAUGGACCAGGAGCUAGACAAACUAAUUGCCCAGAUCUCAGUGAGUCCUGGCAGCAACAGCAGUGGCAGUGCAGUGGGGGGGCUGAAGGAGGUGCAGAGGAAGGCCUCCCCCAGAAGGAACAUCCACCACAGGAGGAAGAUGGAGGUGGAAAGUGAUGGUUCCACGGAAGAGACCGACUCCUCUGAAAACUGAGCUCUAACCUUUCAACAGUCUGUGACAUGUCACCUUCCACAGUGUGGUACACAUGGCCAUUAUUUGCUAUGUAAACGUAAACGGGGUUAGGCAUUCGGGGGGGUCAGGACCUACCCCAUCUCAGCCCCCCCCCCAAUCCUUAAAAAAACAAGCUGUG
Molecule: messenger RNA, 1373 nt
Organism: Sander lucioperca (pikeperch)
Lineage: Eukaryota; Metazoa; Chordata; Actinopteri; Perciformes; Percidae
Gene: cstpp1
Product: chromosome 7 C11orf49 homolog
Exons: 9
Coding region: 179-1216 (345 amino acids)
Source: RefSeq, a predicted model, not a curated record